Zasmidium cellare ATCC 36951 is the source of this 3912-nucleotide messenger RNA. RefSeq lists its product as uncharacterized. Bases 1 to 3912 code for a protein of 1303 amino acids. The transcript has a single exon. NCBI's taxonomy places the organism in Eukaryota, Fungi, Ascomycota, Dothideomycetes, Mycosphaerellales, Mycosphaerellaceae. The record is from RefSeq and is a predicted model, not a curated record.
AUGGCGAACGAGGAGGGAGACGAGCGAGCCGAUCAGGCAGAUCGCACGCUCGGUGUCGAGCACAUGCAACCUGGCCAGAACUCCUUUGCCAUGGCAACCGUCCAGCGCCAUAGAUACAUGAUCCAAGCAAACGCCUUCUACCAGCAGGAGUGGUCUGCCCGCGAAGGCACCCCGCCAAGCCAAAUUCACCCGGCGUGUCGUCAGCCAGACCUGAUUUCCAACCUCGCACGACCAAUUCCGCGCUGGUCACCUCAACCAACACAACACCAGCACACACCCACACCCGCGCCACGCGACUCGGCGGUCACCACCAUGUCGUCGCUCGAGCGUGCUGCAAAGCGUGCAAACAGUCCAGAAGAACUCAAUCUCGGCACUACCCCUGUGCACACCCCACGACCUACACCGCGCGCUAUCAUCGAGGACCAAGCUGAGUAUCGUCAACAUCAAGCGUCUGGGACCACUGAUAACAGGACGCCUGUCUACCAUCCCACUCCCAAGGAUGCCAAUGAAGGAUUCGACCCUGCCAAUCGUGCCAAAGCCAAGAAGCCAAUGCCAGUGUCCGAUUCAGAGCCAAUAAAGCCACCCCCGCGAGGAUACACAGAACCGAUUCUGGACCGGGAGAGGAGCGUAAAGUUCUCGGAUAGCGCUGACCACGCCCCACAGAAGACUCCGAAGAAGAGCGGCAUGGCCGCCUUGGGAGAUUCCUUCAGGGAUAUCUUCCGCCCGGCGUCGUCGCGUCGGUCGAACGUGGAUGCUGCAUCCCGUCCGCCGACGCCGGCGCCGGGUGGCACGCCCACGACGACGAGAAUGCCGCCAAAGGCGGCGCAAGUGCUGGGAAGCAGCGAUGAUUCCAAGGGCCUCGGCCGGUCUCCGUCAAAGAAGAGCAUCUUUUCACGCCGCGCAUCCGACAUCCACGAGGCGAAGAGCUCGCCCAAGAAGGGCAAGAAGAAGGGUGGCGAAGAUUCGAACGAGCCGCCACCACGAUCAAACACGUCGAUGGGUUUUCGCGUUGACGCUGGGUCAGAGAGCACCCGCAGCCGGACUACGACCACUCCUAGCACCAUGCAGAGUGGCUCGGAGUCUGGCAGCGCGACUCAGCGUCUAAACAUGGCAACGCCAGCUAUGGGGCUCACCAGACAUUCGAGCCUGAAGUAUAACGACGGCCAAAUGCCACCGACUCCGCCGUCCAAGGACACGCCACCGGAUGAGAAGAUCAUCCGCCACAUGAACAAGCAGGUGUCACCUCUCACGUCCUUCACAGACACGCCCACGCGCGGCGCUGGCUUCAUCAGCUCCUCAUCACGCGUGAGUCCAAGUCGCGAUGGCAGUUAUGGACAGCGACAUGUGCCAAAGCUCGUCACAGCACCAAGCAUGCACUCGAUGCGAGCAUCUGUCGCCAUCGACGCGCAAGCCCACAACCCAGCUCAGUUGCAAGAGCUGAAUGAUCGUAUCGGUGGUCUUGGACUCGAAGGUUUCAACAUGCCUGGCGAGUACGAGCAGUCGACCAUUUUCGGAUACUCUCCAAGCGUCUACUCUCAGGAGUGGACAGACCCACGCAACUCCGUUGUCGACGUGCCUGACCGUGUAUCUGAAGUUGAAGAGGAGGAAGUCACGCCGACUAGGCCAACACCACAGGACCAGAUGCAGAUGAGGCCUACACGCUCUCCGUCCGUGGGAACGCCAGACACUUCGGUCACGUCUGCAACUGUCGACCUUAUCUAUCCAGAGCUUCACAACGAUCCUUCCAUCGCUGCUUUCCAGACAUAUGAGCAGACUCCACCACAGGCUUCCAACACCCCAGCAAUGGCUACUGCCUUUGAGCAGCUUGAGGAUGUGUUGGAGUCUACCGCAGGUGUUGGCACUUCUCGUGUUCAGGACAACCGGGCCCCUGAGACACCUCAAUCACGCCACCAGCAGUCAAGAACCGAGCGACGUCGUGCCACUCUUGCACCGUCGGCACUCCAAAACAGCGGCGGCGAGGGCCAUGAGGUGCAGACCACAAAGAGCCAGUCUUUUGACCAAGAGUCAGAUUCUUCCAAGUCUAGUUUCGAGUUUGACGAGAACGACAUGGAAGCGGCCAUUCGCCAUCGCAACGAGAAGCUGGCACGCACUGGCCUUAUCCACCCAGCCUUUCGCAAGCCGGUUCAAGAAGAGGCAGAGACUUCUCCAAUGUCAAACCACCCAAGUGCCAAGGUGUCACCAUUGAAAUAUGUCCAGCAUACCGGCACUGGCCAGAUUCUGUCAUCCGCCGCCUACGACCCAAAUGCUCCUGGCAAGUCCACAGGACUGAAAGCUGAGUUCACGCCACUCGCGAAGCAGGAUGAGGGCGUGGCCAAGAUGCGGAGAGCGCUCGCCGCUGAGGACAUGUCGCCAGCACCCAAGCGUCGCCCAGGCAACAUCAUGGAUAGUCGCCCAAACUUGGCUCCAAGCAAUGCUGCCGCAGCGCCUAAGACUGGUGUUCGAAGCCCUCGCCGUGCCAAGCGCUUCCCUCGCAGCACCGACGUUGACCCAGCCAUGUCAACCACCAGCUCUGAGUCUCGCUCACGCUCGCCGUCUCGCGAAUCUUCGCCCUCGCAGCAAUCACGUGCGGUUCAGCCAGCAUCUUCACGUGCCAAUCAGCAGCAAACUUCACUUGGCAAUCAGCAGCCAACUUCACGCGCUGCUAAGACUUCACUCGCCAAUGACGACAACGUCUCGCGCUUCACUUGUUCACGCGACGCCGACAUGCGUGCAUUCAAUCAAGACGCACAACGCUUCAAGGCUUCGAUUGAGCGCAAAUACCCAAGCACGACGAAAGCACUCACCGACGACAGUGCAGCAGACAGCGGUGUCGACAUAGACAAUCACAAGAACACCACAGGUCCUCAUCGCCCCGACACCCGCAAGCCCAAGCGUGUGUCGACGGCCAACGCUCGCAAAUACUACCUUGGUCCUCCUGCCGGUGGCGACACUCCAGACAGCAGUCGCUGCGGCACGCCAAACACCACCGCAACCAACGACUCUGAAGCGUCCACCAUCGUUCUCACGCCCAACUUGCCGUACGGUUUCCGACCUCCACCCGGUGGCGCGCCUGUGACGAGUAGUCAGCUUGCUGGAUACGAGACACAUCCCACCGUCUCCGACAUGAGCUCCCCAACUCCUGCCGAGCCUCGCGGAAAGGGCAAGCAGAAGAGUAAUAACUCGACGGCGACUGGCAGCGGUGGUGCUUCUGGCGGCAAGACGACUUCAAGGAGCACGACCUCAACUACACCCGGCAGCAUGGCGACUCCAGGCAACAACACGUCCUCCACCCGCAGCAGCGGUCGUGCUCGUGUUGUAUCCAAUGCGUCUACUGCUCACACUUCGUCGAGCGACACUCUCCCUGGUACUGCUACCAGCAGAAAGACGUCGACCAAUGUCGCUUCGAACACGAUUCCCGCUCCUUCCGCUUCUGGCAGCACAUCUUCGACGGCUCCAUCCAACACUCAGGCGGUCCCAUAUUUCAACCAGCCAGCCGCUACUCCUCCUGCCGUCGCCCCCACCGCAUCUCCUCCUGUGGCUAUUGGAGCUCCAUCUCCGCCGCCGACCCAACCUCUACCCCAGCCAUCGCCGGCUUUGCAGAUGCAAGCUUUCAUGGCGCUCUACCAGCAGCAGGCGGAGGCGAUGCGGCUCUUGAGUGCGCAGAUGAAUCGUUUGGAGAUGACUCAGCUUGCCAACCAGCAGGGCAACCAGCAGGCCAGCCCGCAGACGAACGCUCCUAUCAGCCAGCAGGGCACACAGCAGCCAAACCAAGCCGCUCAGCAGAUGCCUCAAGUUGCGCAGCAGGCCAGCCAAAACAACCACCAGACGGCUCAAGCCCCCCAGGCUCCCCCACAAGCCGACGACACCAGCUCCGACGAAGACGACCGCGCCGACUGGUUCAACCCCGGUUGA